AUGGAUAAUAAAUUAAGAAGUUAAAAAGAAGCUUACUUAUAGGAAGAAAUUUUAGAUAAAGGAAUUGAUCCUAAUCACUUUCAAGAGUUUUGUGAGAAGAUUAAGGGGGAAGGUAUGGAUUCAAUAUAAAAAAAGAAAGUGAUAUUGAUAAAUGGACUUUUGAAGAUAUUGUAUAGUUAGUCAAUUAAUAUAAAAUUGAAUUUUUUACAACCGAUUUCGAUUAACCAGUAGAUGAUAUGAUCAUAGGAUGGAAUGCUUUUGAUUAAGUCAUUCCAUAAAUGGAUAUUAAAAGUGAUCCCUAAAUGUGGAACUUAUUAGACUUAGAUCAUGUAGGAUCAUCUCCUGUAGUAGAUUAAUAGGAAGAUUAAAAAAAUGAAUAACCAUUUUAGUAAACUCAAAAACAAAUUUAGUAAAUUCAUUAACAAUAAACAUCAGAAAUUAAUUAAAGAGUCUCAGAAAUAUUAGAUAUUCCCAAUAUUGGUAAGCCAUUGUCGAUAUCACCAACUGCUUUAAAGCUUUAGGAAAUAUAACAAUAAAUGCCUAAAAAAUAAGCACCUGAAAUUUAUUCAUUUUCUCAAUGCUCAAAAUUAUAAUGUAAAAAAUUAGGUUUUAAUAUAUUUGCAUAAGGUGUUCCUUCUAUAAAAAUAACUGGGUAACUCAAUAUUUUUUAUUUAGUUUUGAAAAGAAAACAGGAGGGCUAUUUAAAAGUGAUUAUGUUGUAUAUAGUGUUAAAACAGGUGAUGAAUAUGUUGUUUAAAGAAGAUAUUCAGAUUUUUAAUGGUUAUAAUAAACACUUUAUAAAUUAUUCCCAGGUGUAGGUAUACCUAGUCUUUCAGAAAAAACAGCAAAGAAAAAUGCAAAAAAUACAGUUCAAAAAAGAACUAUUAUCCUAGAAUUCUUUUUAAAUGAAUUAGCCAAAAGUGAACUUUUUAGAAAUAGUAAAUAUUUUGUAGACUUUCUUCGUUUGAAUGAUACAGUUUAAUUUAAAUAACUAAUAAAGUUUGGAGAAAAGUUAAGUAAACCAAAUAAAUUUGAAAGUCUUUUAAAUAUGACAGGAACUAUUAUAUUUGUACCAGAUAUUAAAUUGAAUAAUUUUGAAACAUUUAUAUAAUAAGAAGAACCAAUUUAUGCAAAAAUAAAAAAUCUAUUUAAAGUAAUAACUCAUCAUUUAUCAGCAAUUUCUAAAAUUAUUAAAGAGAUUGAAGAUUCUAUUUAAAAUUUAACAAAUUUAUGUCAGAAAUAUGAAGUUAAUUAAGAUUAUGAUCCUUUAUAAGAAAUGACUAAAAAAUUAGAAGAAUAAAUAAUAAAGAGUAGUUCAAAUUAGUACAAUAGAAUGUAUAAUAUGUUUCGUUAUCAAACUCUGAAUUUUACCUAAAUAAAAAGUAUUUUAAAAUUAAGAAAUGAAUUAUAAUCUGAAUUUUCUAAUAGAAAAGAUUUUAAAUUAGAAUAAAUAAAUGAAGUUUAUAGUUCAAAAGAAAAUACUAAAUAAAUUGAUGAAUUAGAAUUUCCAGCUAAAGUAUAAUAAUAUGUCAUAAUUAGAGUUCAAAGCUUUUGGCUUAUCAAUUAGGUUAUAUAAAUUGGAGAACUAUAGAAGAAAUUAAGACAUUUUUAGAGCAUCGUCAGAUUGGAUUUCAAACAUUUUCAUAAGAAGUAUUAAAUUGA
This is a messenger RNA of Paramecium pentaurelia, 1662 nucleotides long. The record is from the annotation of a GenBank genome assembly. NCBI's taxonomy places the organism in Eukaryota, Ciliophora, Oligohymenophorea, Peniculida, Parameciidae.